This is a messenger RNA of Brugia malayi, 450 nucleotides long. RefSeq lists its product as uncharacterized. The transcript has 4 exons. The coding region runs from base 1 to 450 and encodes 149 amino acids. Lineage: Eukaryota; Metazoa; Nematoda; Chromadorea; Rhabditida; Onchocercidae. The record is from RefSeq and is a predicted model, not a curated record.
AUGCAACAAGAUUCAGCAUCUAAUUUGUAUAAACUACGAAAUGUAUAUGACAAUGAUUUGACAAUUAUACCUAAAAUUGUUGAUUCAGCAUUAUCACAUUUUUUCAUAAAACAACUCCACAAACCAAUGAAUUUAGAAAUACGAAUUGUACCAGAAAUUCAGAAUCGUCGUAAUGUGACACUUUUAAUAGGCGACAAAGAAUCAAUUGAAGUUGACGAGAAAAAGUAUCAACAUCAAUGUGUAUGUGAACGUCAACGUGAUAAAGAAAUUCAAAAACUUCGAUUACGUAUGGCAUUCAAUGAAUUACGGAAACAAUGGCAUCGGGUAUAUCCAGGUGACGAAAACAUCGUGUCACCUUACAGGUAUGAUCAAUCGAUGCAUAACCUAUAUAUGCGUAGUACUACUAGUAGCACGUCAACUGCUAAACCCAUAGGUACCACUAUUCGUUAA